This is a messenger RNA of Chelonus insularis, 1856 nucleotides long. It is a transcript of the gene Acsf2, whose product is annotated as Acyl-CoA synthetase family member 2. Bases 69 to 1805 code for a protein of 578 amino acids. The transcript is spliced from 7 exons. Lineage: Eukaryota; Metazoa; Arthropoda; Insecta; Hymenoptera; Braconidae. Gene Ontology annotation, biological process: fatty acid metabolic process. The record is from RefSeq and is a predicted model, not a curated record. Gene Ontology annotation, molecular function: medium-chain fatty acid-CoA ligase activity.
CAGACGAUGUAACUUCUUUAAUGUCGUGAAUAAUUAAUGGAAUGUACAUAAAGUAAGACUCGACAAUAAUGUUUGUAAUUAAAAAACAAUUUAAUAAAAAAAUAUGGCAAUGUGGUGUAUCAAUAAUCAAAAAUCACAAGCAUCUAAAUAAGUGGUAUUGUUCAACUGUUAAUCAGGAUUUGUCCUACCGUUUUUAUCCUGGAGAAUUACCAAUAGUUGAUAUGACAAUAGGUCAGGCAAUAAAUACAGCAGUUGAACAAUGGCCUCAUCGAGAGUGUUUAGUAUCUGCUCAUCAGGGAGUGAGAUUAACGUAUGCUGAGGUGCUUCGUCGAGCUGACAAAUUGGCAGCAGGUUUGAAAAAGCUUGGUUUAAAAAAAGGUGAUCGUGUUGGACUUUGGGGUCCAAAUGACUAUGAAUGGAUGAUAUCAUUUGUUGCUAUUAGUCGUGCUGGUUUUAUUAUGGUUGGUAUUAAUCCUGCUUAUCAACAAAAAGAGUUAAACUAUUGUUUACAGAAGGUUGAAGUAAGCGCAGUUAUUGCUCCAGCUAAAUUUAGAACUCAAGACUAUGGACUGAUGCUACUCAAUGCCAAAAAUGAAUGUCUUUCCUUGCAGCAUAUCAUUUUGUGGUCGGAUGAUUAUGUAACAGGUACACGUCGUCUUUCAGACAUUGAAUCACUUGGCAGUAAAACAGAAGUCGAGGCAAUUGCUGCUACUCAAGAUGAAAUUUCACCUUACGAUGGAUGUAAUAUUCAAUUUACUUCUGGAACUACUGGAUAUCCUAAAGCUCCAUUAUUAUCUCACAGAUCGUUUGUGAAUAAUGGAAGACAAACAGCAAAGCGUGCUGGAUUACCUGCAAGUCAUCACAAAGUUUGUCUGAAUGUUCCGUUUUUUCAUGCUUUUGGUAUGAUACAUGGAUUCAUGGCUGGAGUUUAUUCAGGAUCAACUUUAGUUCUAGAGUCACCGACAUUUAAUCCGAAAAAUUCAAUAGAUACCAUCGCAAAGGAAAAAUGUUCAGUUGCUUAUGGUACUCCAACUAUGUGGGUCAACAUGCUAGAUGUACAAGAUCGUAUAAAAGCCCCAAUUGAUAGCCUCAAAUUGACUACAUCCGGAGGUGCGAAUGUCUCACCAAAUUUGUUGAAGGAAAUACGAAGGAUAUUCCACGUUGAAGCGGCUACGAUCGUAUAUGGAUUGACAGAAACAACUGCCAUGGUUUUUCAAACGAAGCCUGGAGAUCCACUUGAGUUGGCUGAUUUUACUGUUGGCCGGGUUCACGAUCAUGUUGAAGUUAUGGUAGUUGACGAAAAGGGGUCCAUAGUUCCUAUUGGUACACCAGGCGAACUUUUGAUACGAGGAUACGCAAUUAUGAAGGGAUAUUGGAAUGAUCCUGAAAGUACAUCGAAAACAAUAAAUAAAGACGGCUGGCUGAAAACAGGAGAUAAGUUUAUAUUGCAUGCGAAUGGAUAUGGGGAAGUCAUCGGAAGAUUAAAGGAUAUGAUCAUCCGCGGUGGAGAAAACAUUUUUCCGAAGGAAAUUGAAAGUUUCUUGGAAAGCCAUCCUAACAUCUUAGAGGCCCAUGUUUUUGGAGUAUCUGAUGAUGUUUACGGUGAAGAGGUUUGUGCAUCUAUUCGUCUCAAAGAAAAUUCACAAAUUACAGCGAACGACCUUAAAUCUUAUGCCAAAGGGAAGAUUGCUCACUUUAAGAUACCUCGAUACAUAGAGAUCGUUAAUGAAUUUCCAAAAACAACGAGUGGAAAAAUUCAAAAGUUUAAAUUAAAAGAACAAUUUGAAAGGAAUAAGUCUAAAUAAUGAUUAAUAGGAAAAAUUGCAUAAUAUUUAGGAAUUAUGAACGAAUUUUUA